This is a messenger RNA of Symsagittifera roscoffensis, 1508 nucleotides long. RefSeq lists its product as uncharacterized. The transcript has 2 exons. The record is from RefSeq and is a predicted model, not a curated record. Bases 13 to 1422 code for a protein of 469 amino acids. NCBI's taxonomy places the organism in Eukaryota, Metazoa, Xenacoelomorpha, Acoela, Convolutidae.
UGUUCUAUUAGCAUGCAAGAGUCUGAGUCAGCAGAAGUAUUCCUGAAAGACGAAAUUCCCUCCAGGAAGAAUUGUGACUACAUGGUGGAGUUACCUCCCAUGGCUGCUAGCAGCAGCAGCGAGAAUAGCAGUAGCGAAUGUGACGACAGCGAACCAGACGAAGAUCACAAACUCAUUCGGCUGGAUGAGCCCAUGAUCACAAUUACUCAGGCGCCGGUCACAGAAGCGGACGUUCACUAUUCCGAAUAUUCUUUCGCCGAAAGAGAGCAGAUGGGGCUGGAUGUCGAAUCCCCGAUAAGCAUAAUAUCCGUGAAGAAACAGUCAUGGUCAUCAUCUGAAAGCUCGACAACAAACACGCCUACAGUUGAACCCCGCAAAGAUAGAGGCACAGCAAAGCGAAAGUUUCAAUCGGAUGAAGUUUUCAGACAAAAUGUAGAAAAAAUUAGAUUUCAAAAAUCAUCGAUUGAAUUUUUGGAGGAAAAAUUGCCGCCCUCCAGGUACGAUUAUCCGUCAUUUUUAACAAUUCCCCUUGACCAGCCUGAAGAAAAGAAUCCGAUUAAGCCGAUUGUAAGCAAAGACGAAAGCUUCGAAGACGAAUCAGCCUCUGCUUCCAAUGAGUGGGCUCAAAACUCCUCGAUUGAGCUGUACUCGACUGAAAACUCAAGCAGCGAAGGGGAUUCGCCUAUUUUGGAGUCGAAGUUGCGUUCUUCUGAAACUCUAGAGGCCACGGUUCGAUCCCCGGUCAGAGCGCAAGACAGAGUGUUAUCAAAAGCGGUGCAAAAGAAAGCAGGGAAUGUUAUGUCAAACAUUGAGUACAAUGGAGAUAACAAGCGACAAGAAAAACUUGUACAUAAAGAUACAACUUCGCUGCUUGGCGCUACUCUAAGCGCUUCUGGGUUUUCCGGAAGACGCUUCAGUGGAAGUGAUUAUGAGCAGGUACGAGGUCGAAGGAAUAUUCCGACGCGACACGAGUCUGCACGAGACUACGAGCAUAGUGUCUCUCUCGUCGCCAAUCGUGAGUCGGAGUAUAUCCGGCAACACCGGAGUCGCAACGCUUCUGUCGGAUCCGAAAGCCGAGUGCAAGCUCACAGUACGACUAAUAUUUACAUGUCGCUAUUGAAUAUCAUUCAGCAAAGUCACAGUUUAAUGACAGAUUUGGCACUUCAUUAUCAGCAGGAAAUUGGGACGUCAACGCCGUCACCAGUGCUUCAGGCGAGGUCCUCGCGACUCGAAUCAGAAAACAUAUUUUUUCCGACAAGUCCGAAUACGAUUCCUAAUGGACGAUUAUCGGGCUCAGUUAGCCACCAUGGAAACGGAAACGACUACGCUAGUUUAAACUAUGAAUUUGUGAACAGAUACCAACAUCCGCUUAACCGACAGGGAAUUUCACACAACGGGGACGUGAAAGAAAGUUUUGUUUGAGCACACAGUGCACAUUUGAAACAAUAUCAAUAACCAUUUUAUUUUUAAUUUUAAUUAAAAGUAAUUAAUUUGACGUAAUAAAUAAA